GCUGAGGCGUCUCCGCACGUACCUGCAGCUUCGUUUCGCUUCCUCUCGGGUCGGGGAACAGAAGGUGACGUCGUUGCCGCAGGAAGCUCGCAACUCGGCGACUCGAUUUGACUUCGCAGAGCUGGCAGAUGCACGCGAGCACCGCCAUCGGUAUCAGAAAGGAGGCUUUCGUCAUCUUGCCGCUGCGACGAUCGUGGAAUCUCCGAGCCAGCCGGUGUCCUGCGUGGCGGACUAAUUAUUACGAAAACGUUUUCGUGUGCACGUCAGUUAACGUUCGUCGCUGGUAACUGUACAGAGCGACGCUCUGUACCGGUCAGCAGACCGGUUUGCACGUUUCAACGUCGACGCGAGGUACCUCUCGACGACACAAAUCGCCACCGCAAAGUUCCCAAGUCCGGAUCAAAGCGGUGUUUUCGCGUGUUCCAGCUGCCAUGGCAGCCCGGCCAGGGAAGAUCUUAUUGUUUGUGCUGGCGUUGAUAUCUCGUGAUGUGCUGUCAAAGACUGCAAACUCGGACAUUGCGGAAAUCUUGCAUCGGCCUAUCAGGAGUCUAACAUUUCCGGAAAACAGUAACAUGGGCAUCUUCGUCGCUCUCUCGGUGCCGCUGGAGCAUCCGCUGAACUCGGUCUCGCUAUCGUACUUCUUCGAAGCCAACUACGGUUUACCACCGAACAUAACGUACUUUGAGCCCUGGUUGGUGAGAAAAAGAAGAAGGCGGAAUAUCGACAGAACCGCGAUCUAUCGGGUUUUGGAGGGUAAAUUCGAGAGCUCCGGAUAUCCCGGUAGAGAGUGCCUGCUGAGAGCGAUCUGCGAGACCUCAGAAUACCCGAUCCGGCACAAUGGCAUGAUUGGCGACAUCGUGCACGUGAUUUUCACUCCGAGUACUUCGAGAUGCGAGGGGCUGCCACAAGAUGUUGCCGAGGCCGAGCUGGCCGGCCGCGAUGGAAGCUGCUCCGAGUACCGACUGCAAUGUCCGCUGGGGCUCUUCGACUUGAUUGGAGUCCUCGUGUGAUCCCUGAAAAAUCGUCGCAGUUUACCGUGCCACUUCGGCGGGACAAACCUCUCUCCUAAUUGCGUUACUGUGGAAAACCGUCCGACGUUGCGCUGUGCUUACGUGGCACGUAACGUGGAACGUAUCUGCUGGAAACCGCGAGGCUACGAUUCAUCAGAAGGAUAAACGAGAUUAAUUGAACGCUCCAUGUUGAAGGGACAUCGACGUAGGAUUGAAGAUUAAACGGAAGCGACGUCUUUUUAAUUGUAGAUGCAUUUAAUUGUAGAUAUGCCGCGUGCGUGCAUGAGCAAUAGAGUAUAAACAAUUACGGGAAAAUGUAAAUCAUUUACUGUAUUAAUUUUUUUAAAAAGCAGCUAUCGCUGAUACCAUGCAGCGGGAGCUUCAAAUCUUAACUGACCUUUGCAUUCAAAAAAACGUAAUUCUGCUACUAUCGCGCAGCGCUUAUUGUUAGAAUUUUUGCACAGUAAAAAAAUCUCCUUUAAACUCUCUCUCUCUCUCUCUCUUUCUCUUGCCUGUGUUAUCACCGAUGAGCUUCUCGCAGCACUUUUGCUUAAUUGUUACGCUCGCAACAUUGUUAGGAUCCUCGAAGCGUCGAGAAAGCGCGCGUACGAAACGCAAGAACGGUUACUUUGCUCUCUCGUGCGACGAUAUAACAAAGUAAAAGUCCUUCGGGUAUAUCCCUCCAUUUGUUCGCGGUUUAUUAUCCUGCAGGUGCUUUCUGCGAGCGCGAUUCCUGUGGAAGCUGCUGCGCUGGCGACGAGAAAAGGAACGCCGAACGCCGUAUUAUCGAAUUAUCACCGACGAACGUAUUUAUAUACUCGCUCGUAAUUGCCGUGCGAUCGUAAAUCUCAAAUGGACGAGGGAUAAGAGUUAUUGCCACAUUUCUCCGCCUUAGCUUCCGUAUCCGUUUCUAAGCGCAGCCAUUCAGAGGUAUUUCAGCGUCGACCCAGGAGAUCCCUCGGAAAAAAAUUAUCCCGCAACGAUCAUGCCGCAGUAAUCCCACUGCGCAACUUUGUAGAGGUAAUGGAACGCCGAUAAAGCGAGCAAUUAAAAUCGAUUAUUAAAUUAUCAUGUCGGCAAAUUCUAAUAUUAAUCGUUAUUAAGCUGUUUUUACGGAGUGCCGGCACGGACCUUAAAUUGCUACUGUAAAAUGUCGAACAAUAAUAAAA
Ooceraea biroi (clonal raider ant) is the source of this 2179-nucleotide messenger RNA. RefSeq lists its product as uncharacterized. The record is from RefSeq and is a predicted model, not a curated record. NCBI's taxonomy places the organism in Eukaryota, Metazoa, Arthropoda, Insecta, Hymenoptera, Formicidae.